Molecule: messenger RNA, 11330 nt
Organism: Zootoca vivipara (common lizard)
Lineage: Eukaryota; Metazoa; Chordata; Lepidosauria; Squamata; Lacertidae
Source: RefSeq, a predicted model, not a curated record
AGGGGAGUCAGGAUUGGGACAGGGCAAAAUUUAACAGAACACACAUAUUGGGAGGAAUGAUUGUGUACAAAAUGAAGGGGGACUCUGAAGGUGAUGGGACUCUGAAGGGAGACUCUGAAGGUCCAUUUAACAGAAAAAGGUCCAUUUAACAGAAAAAGCCACAGCAACGCGUGGCAUGGCCAGCUAGUAUUUAAUAAAAAAAAUUAAAAAUCCACUGAGGAUGGAUUAUCAGAAUAGUGGCUUUAUGCAGUAUCCCUAGACCUGUACCUAUACAGUACUGUAUCAUAAUUCUUUGAGAUCUUAGGAGAAAAUGCAGAAUGAGGGACUGAGCACAGAAUUCAACUUCCAAAAGAAUCUUAGCUUUAGCUGAAACUAGUCCUAUUGGUUGCAAAUAUAUGAUUGAAACUGUGCCAAAUGUGAGCCAAUGUGGUGCAGUGGUAGAGUGUCAGACUACCCUGUUUCUCCGAAAAUAAGACACCGUCUUAUAUUUAUUUUUCCUCAAAAAACCACACUAUGGCUUAUUUUCCUCCUCCUGCCGCGGCCGGCAUUGCUGCUGCGCCUAUCACUAUGUCUUAUUUUCAGCGUAUGGCUUAUAUUCCUUGAAUACUUAAAAAUCCUGCUAUGGCCUAUUUUAUGGCUACGUCUUAUUUUUGGAGAAACAGGGUAGGAGCUAGGAGACUUGGUCACAGAGCUCACUUCCUUGAGCCUAACCUACCCCACCAGUGACCUAACCAGUCACUUCUCAGCCUAACCUACCCCACUGGGUUGUUGUGGGGAUUAAAUGAGGAAGAGGAGACCCAUUUUCACUACCUUGAGUUCCUUGGAGAAAGAGGUGGAAGAUGUGUAAUUUUAAAAAAUGCUUUCACAAUCUCAAAAGAAAGAGGAGCUGCCAAGUAUGAUCUCUAGUGACUGUGGACGAGGCUUCUUUGCAACUUUUUGCCCCUUCCCAUGAUGUAUAAACUCAUAAUUGAUUUGCAUAAUUUUGUUUGCAUAAUUUGUACAGAUUGCAGAACUCAACUUUUCUUGAUGCAGAAUUUUAGCAUUUGCAACACAUAGCACAAGAAACCCUCUGCAUCAGUUUUGGUGUGUGUGUGUGUGUGUGUGUGUGUGUGCACAAGCCUUCAGCUUGUAUGUAUGCAUGCUUCCCAUCAGACUUUCCUUCUGGAGUGCAGAGUUUUACAUGUCAUUAACGGCUGCCUGAGCCACUGCAGCCGCAAUAGCACUUCUUGGUUGCUGAACCUGGAAUCUAUAGUCUCUGAGUUGCUUUAAAACCACUCAAGCUCUGGCUCUUAUCCAGCUACAGCUGCCUUCCACUGUGAUGUGCUGCUCAAGCACUCAUGCAUCCCAGCCUGCCUGCUGCCUCUUGGUCCCCCAUUCAUCUGUUUGGGGAUAUUCUUCAUUUCCCAUUCUUCUUAACAUAUUAACGCAAAUGUUUUCAACCUUUUUGAGUCCCUUGAGGACUUAAGUGUUGUUGACCAACUACACUCUUUCUGUGCCACCCCUAUGGGGCUCAGGAGCCCAGUUAUGUGCCCCCCCCCCCGGCCUGGAGAGCCGGCAGCCUCUCAACCUUUUUCGAACACCUUUCCUUGUGGAGUGUUCCCUCAGCCUCCUCUCCUUGAAAGUCCUCUGGGCAGCCACUGCUGCCACCCCUGGUCUCUGAGCUACCCCCCCACUCCACCCCAAAGAGAAGUGCCUCCUCACACUGCCCCACAGGGGUCUGGGAAGAGGAUGUCCCCAGCCUUAGUGGACCAACAAAGAUUGGCCAGAGGUGAACAUGAGGCUAGCAGUUUACCUUGGGAGAAAGCAGUGGGUGCUGCCCAGCCUGUGUGGUUGAAAGGCUCCCCUUCAGCACCGGACACUCAGCUCCCAGGCAGGCCUUGCACACAGCAAGCACAAGAAAGGCCAGCUCAGCACAUGCCUGCCUGCCUGGCCUCCCACUUGUCUGUCCAUUCCCAACAGCAAGGGCUGGCUGGCUGGGCUUCCUCACCCCCUUGCUUGCUUACUCCAAGACCACCUUCAGCUCCUGGCAACCAGCACCCCAUGGCCAGCCCCUUGGCCAGCCCCCUUCGCCUGGAGAGCUUGUAGCCAGGACUGCUGCAGCAAACAGUCAUGCAAGCCUUUGGGAGGCAGACACAUGAGUGGGCAUCAGAAGAAGGAGGUAAGGAAAGAGGGACAGAGGCCAGUGUUGCCCGCAGCACCCCUGACCAUCAUUCAAAGCUCCCAAAGGUGCCACAGCACACUGGUUGAAAACCACUGUAUUAAUAUAUUCCUGCUUAGCAUGCUUCUCAGCUCUCUUGCUUUAUUUUUAAAAAUAUUUUAAUACUCAGAGUAUUUUAAUACUUUGUUGUUUGCAUGGUUGCUUUCUCUAGCUCGUAGCUCUUUUCUCUUCUUGGCUUCCCAGUAGUUACUUCCCUCCCUGCUCCCAAACAAGUAUUCCCUCUCGCUUCUGCCAGUGACUCAACAGCCCUAAGCUGUAGGCUGGGACAUGCCUGGAUAUGAUUUUUGGGCUGGCUGUGCUGGUGCAUCUCAGCAUCCUGGUUUAGUGCGGGAAUCCUGCCAGGCCAUGGUGCAGGAUUCACUUCGUAAACGUCCUCACACCUGAGAUGAGAACAAGCAUGGGAGACGCAUCUGAGGAACCCUCAACCAACCGAAGGUUGGAAAUGUAGCCUUUGAAGGGGUUUGGUAGGGGAGUGAAUGUGGCUGGGCUAAAAACUGCUGCAGCCAUGUGAUCAGAAGUUGUCUGUCCCCUGCAUUUAUAGAAUAAGGCAUGGUUCACAAAAAGCAACUCCGGCUGUAUUAUUUAUUAUAUAUUUAUUUCUAGAAAAUUUAUACAUAACUUGAUUGUAAAAAUCCUCAAAGCGGUUUACAAAAAGAUAAAACAAGAAAAUCAAGAAAAAAUCCCAGCCAUACUUUAAAAUAUACAAAAGUUAAAAUACUCAAACAGUCAUUCUCUCCCUUUCCCCACAACCUGGACAAAUGUGUGCUGUAACCGUGUAAGGCAGGCAUGGGAAACUGGUGGCCUUCCAGAUGUCACUGGACUCCCAACUCGGAUCAGUCCCAACCAGCAUAGCCAAUGGUCAAGGAUGAUGGGAGUUGUAGUCCAGCAACUUCUGAGGGGGGCCCUUGUUCCCCACCUAAGUGGGGGGAACUUAUAAGGAAACCUAAGUGUGAAUCAGACUGCAUGUUCUGUGGUUGAGGCAAAAAUUAUUUUCAACUCGUUCAGUCAGAGCAAUUGUUGUGUCACAUUAGUGCUCCCCACACAAUCUUGUGGCUGAGAGGUGUCUGUCAGAUCUUGAAUGUAGGAGAAGUUGCCUGUUCAAUACUGCUUUUAAAAGCCUACUCAAGCAGCCUCUUUCUGCGUCCUCUUUAUUUGGUUCUGGCACUGUUACAGUUAGAAGUUGUAGAAACCAGCUGGGUAGAUUCUUUGAAAAUAUUUUGUGUGUUUUUGCAUGCAUAUGCAAGCUAUCCCUGUAGCAUCUUCAAACACAUUUAUUUACAGGAUGGCUUUCAUUGGCAAGAGAGGCAUCUGAAUGUGAAAAUAUGAAGUUGCCUUAAACUGAGUCAAACCAUUGGUCCAUCUAGUACAGCAUUGCCAACUCAGACUGGCAACAUCUCUCCAGAGUCUUGUAUUCUGAGGAAUUUUGUAGUCCUGCUCUCAAAUAUCAUUUUAACUGGAGAUGCCACAGUUUGAAUCAAGGCACCCUCUGAAUGCAAAGCUGUGGGUAGUAGCCCUGUGUGCCUGAUGCAAUUCCUUCAGACUCCAUGGUCUACAUCUCCUUAGAUGUGGACAUACACUUCGUAUCCCUUCAAAGCUAUCUGGUUAUGCUCUAUGGCACUGUUGCCUCACAAAGCCUGAUCCUACGGCCUUCUUUUCAAGUGUUAUGGGAGCAUUUCCCCAUUUGCUUCUUGUGUUCAUGGGAUUUACUAGCCUCUCCAGCGCUGUGAUUAGGUUGACCUGCAGAAAGAACAGUGAAAUUGAUUAGCAUCCCCACAUGCUUCAAGAGCAUUGUUAUCCACUGUUGUCUGAAAAUGAGGUGCAUUUUUUAUACCUCUUUUCUGUUGUUGUAAAGGAUGAGGCAGAGCCCUGCAACAUGACAAAAGUGCACCAAUCCAUUCAGUCGACUGUUUUACUCUCUGUAAUAUUUGCUGCUGCAAAGAGAAGUUUGCUUCUUCGAAAUUUCACUUAAGUCCAUAAGAAUGUAGCAGUUGAUCUCAAAAUUGCCGAUGCCCCCGUUUCUGUUACCUGCAAGGGUUCCCAGUAAUUGCUUCUCUCCAUGCAGCCACAUAUGAAACACUAGUUGUGGGUCUACUGUUACUAUACUUCUCCAUUAGAAGAAAAUAUUACUCUCUGUAUGUUAAUAUUGCUUUUGAUGUAGUGAUGGGCAUCCCAGCAUCAAAGCCUUCCCAGAAGUCUCACUGGCACUUUAGGAUGCUUUAUGAGAUGUUAGGAUGUCUAUUUCUGAUGUAGGUAUAUCUGCAUUCUCAUGUUGUUGGAUCAGUCACUGCUUCAGGAACCUUUAGCACUGCUCCACAAUUAUCUUCCCUUCCUCCUAUACUGUAGUCUGUUUGGGGUCAUAUACCACUCAGUCACUUUUGCAGGUCUACACAUUCUAUUCCUAUCGAUGAUAGAUUCUUUCUGAGCCAAAGUAAAUAAGACAUCCAGAAUCUCCUACUACAGAAGUAUUCAACCUUUUUGAGUCCAUGGCUCCCUUGACCAACUACAUUCUUUCUGCAGCACCCCUGUGGGGCUCAGGAGCCCAGUUAGGUCUCCCCUUGCCUGCAGAGCUGGCAGCCCCUCGCCCCUUUUUGAACACCCUCCCUUGUGGAGUAUUCCCUCAGCCUCCUCUCCUCUCUCCUCUCCUUGGGCAUCCUCCAGGCAGCCUCCAAGGAAAAAACAUUGCUCUUCCUUUCAUGCAUGCGAGUCCGUAACUGUCUUAAGCAGUAUUUUCGCUGUCGUCAUGUUUCAAAUAAAUGUUGCUAAAUGAAUGGUAACCUCUAGAAAUCCUUUUCAUAUCAAUCAGCCUUCUUGUUUUGUCUAGGUAUUUGAGCUAUGGUUUCUAUUCUAGAUGCAUCAAGUUUUAAGGUUUCUUUGAGUAAGAUACAGCUGGUGUAUUUUAUUUUUGAAAUGGCAAAUUUGCAUUUUCCUUUAUUCAGUUUCAGAUUUCUCUGAGGAGUUGUGUAGAAUUAUGUUCUUUUAUGGUAUUUCCCCACAUGAGAACAUAAUCUAUAGUGGUACACUUCUGUUAUUUUAGACUCUAGACUUACUCAUCUUACAGAAGUUCCCACUUUUUCAAUGGUCAUGUGUGUUAUUUCACUUACUUCAAAUUGCAGUAAACCAGCCUUGCUGAGUUGGUGAGUCCUCCUGCUGAAAGGAACCCAUUACCUCUUUCCCAAAGUCCUGACCUGGUGGCAUCACUGGUGGGCUGGUGGCAAAAGUGGGCAAAUCAAAGGAUGUGUAGGACACAUUCUAACUGCAAAAUUCAGAGGUUUCUAUCCCCAUGCCCCACAUCUCUGUGUCCUUCAUCCAGGCAAACAAAGAAGCAUUAUCACUCGGAUCCAUUCCAGCCCACAAAAACAUUUGAGGGCAAGGAGGCAAGCAGUGUGGUCGGGAGAAGAGGCCUGGAAGGAUUUAUUUGGCCCUCAAGCCUGAGGUUUCCCAUCCCUGUUAUAAAGAAGAUUGCAAUGCUCACUGCUGUUGGAAGCUGGGAUUCUGAAGUAUAAGUGAAGCAAGGAUAUUCUGCAUCGGUCUGGCAGGCCUUUUCUGUACCUUACCGAAGACUCUGCUUCCUCAGGCUUCUGCAAGUCCCUUCGGAAUGAACACAUUCUCACUGUGGUCUUGCCUUGAUGCCCUCUAAUACAGACGUCCGAGAGUGGGCACAAGUGUAACCUGUUGUUGGAGAGCCAUGGGGAACACCUUCGACUCCUACUUCAACAAGCAAAAGAUUGUGGAGCACUACAACUUCACCAAGGAUAGGCUGGAGAAAGAUGAUGACCCUUCACUGUCAAGCGGCUCUGUUGCUAUCAUUGUGCUUUGCUGCUUUAUAAUCCUGGAGAACCUGCUGGUGCUCAUGUCCGUCUGGAGGAACAAGAAGUUCCACUCGGCCAUGUUCAUCUUCAUUGGCAACCUGGCCUUUUCAGACCUGCUGGCUGGCUCAGCCUUCAUAGCCAACGUUGUACUCUCAGGCCCAGCCACUUUCCACCUCACCCCACUGCUGUGGUUCGUGCGAGAGGGCACAGCCUUUGCUACCUUGGCAGCCUCAGUCUUCAGCCUGCUGGCCAUUGCCAUAGAGCGGCAUGUGGCCAUCACAAAGGUGAAGGUCUACAGUAGCGACAAGAACUGCCGUAUGGUACUUCUGAUUGGCGCUUGCUGGGUGAUCGCGGCAGCCAUUGGGGGGCUGCCCAUCCUUGGCUGGAACUGCAUACAUGACCUUCACAAGUGCUCCACUGUCCUACCGUUUUACUCCAAACACUACAUUGUCUUUGUGGUCACCAUCUUCACCGCCAUUCUCUUCUCCAUUGUGGUCCUCUAUGUCCGUAUCUAUCGCAUCGUCCGCUCCAGCCAUGCGGAGAUGGCUGGCUCCCAGACUAUAGCCUUGCUCAGGACAGUCACUUUUGUCCUGGGGGCCUUCAUCAUCUGCUGGCUCCCUGCCUUCAUCAUCCUCUCAAUAGAUGCUUCAUGUGCCAUAAAGUCUUGCCCCAUCCUUUUCCAGUCAAAAUAUUUCUUUGCCUUUGCUACCCUCAAUUCAGCCAUCAACCCUCUCAUCUACACCCUCCGCAGCAAGGACAUGAGGAAGGAGUUCCUGCGAGUACUCUGCUGCUGGGGGAUGAUGGGGCGGGGGAAGCCUUCAGAGCGUUGCAUGAUUCCCCUCCGUAGUUCCAGUUCCUUGGAACGGUGCACCCAAAAGCAGGACAAUCCUACUGCGCCUUUCAUGAAGAAGGAACAUUCCACAUUUGUAUGAAAAAACUCAAGGAAGGGAACUAUGGGGUAAAUGAUGAAAGAAAGGGGAGUGGCUUGGACCUAAGUGAGCGGUACAAAGGCGAUGUGGUACAUGGGAUGCUAACCUCCUCGUGGCCAAAUCAACCUCCCUUUGACAUAGGUGGAGGUGUCCGUUUGUUCACUAGACCUGCACAGUAUUAGAACGUUCUGUUAGUGUGUGUGAGAGAGAGGGGGGGAGGGAGGGAGGGAGAGAAGGAGAGGGGAGAGAGAGAGAGAGAGACUGAAUGACUUGAAGUGACAGUUUGCUUUGGUACAGUUCUGCUCCUUUACUAAAAGGUGCACUGCCUGUUUUGUACACCCAGAGUUCCUUCUGUCCUGCACCUCAGAGCAUGCUUUUAUGACUUCCCCCUUCCCAAAGCAUUCACUCCUUUCCAAGGAAGUAGCAACCAGUCACUCAAAUCUGCUUUGUUCUCUUUGCCUUGGUCCUAAUAUGGCCAUAGAGCAGCCAAGGAGCUUCCUUGAGUGACUGGAGGUGAAAACAGAUGCAAAACAUUUUUGGAACAACAAGGGCACUUUGAUAGUUCUGUUGCUGCCUGCAGUGCAAGUGUGUGUGUGUGUGUGUGUGUGUGUGUGUGUGUGUGUGUGUGUGUCUCCUGCUCUGGGCUCUGCUCAAACUGGUUUUGCAAGUUUUCUGUGCAUUUCAAGUUGAGCCAGGAAAAGGCCAAUUCUUCCCUUCACAGAAUCAUAGAAUUGUAGCAUUGAAAGGGACCCCAAAGGUCAUUUAGUCAAAUCCAGAGAUGCAUGUGUGGCUGGUAUGAGUGCAUGUUGGCUAGAGUAAAGCCAAGCUGUGUGCUCUCUCCAUCACUUAUGAUCCCUCAUGAUUACUGCACCACCCCCACCCUUGGUGAGGUGAAGGAUGUGCAUAAAUGCAUAUAGAGCUCUCAGGUUGGGGGAGUCGUAUGAAACUGUGCUAUCCUAUGCUCACACUUUACAUUCAUAUGUGUGUGUAUAUACACGUACACACACACAAAUAUAUAUUAUUUUUAGCAUGGCUUAUUAAGCAGAGUGCAUUCAGUCUCUCCCAUUCUUAAAGUGGUUUUUUUUUUUGCAAAGAAGAGCAAAAAAAUCAUUGCAGCCUUGCCUUGCUGACUUAAGAUUGAGGAGAGAGUCACAGGGCAGUUAUAAGGGGGGAAUCGUGCUGGAAAUAAAUACAGUGCCCCUCUUCCAGGGCUGUAGCUUGGUGGGAGCAACCCUGUGAGCCACUUCCAGUUAGGAGACAAUACUGAGCUAGAUGAACAGUGGUCAGAUUCCAAAUAAGGCAGUUUCCUGUGUCCAGCUUGGAUAGGAGGGGCAUCAACAGCUGCAGUCGCCUUGGUAGUUGGCAGAGGUGGGGGGGGGGCGGAACAGGGGGCUGGGCAAAAGCCAGAGAACUGGGUGUUUCAAAUUUUGUACCUCAUUUGAAGGGCAACCCAUGCCAGCAUGUGGAUAAGGGCUCCUCUUUUGAUGUCUAUUUAAAUUGCAGAACAGUUUCCCACUGGAUUGUAUUCCAUGACAAUUAGCAGAAGAGGCUUCCAUCUGGAUUUUCCCCUCCAGGAUGGCUCAGAACAAUUUAAAACAAACUGCAGCCUAGGGAGACAGGCUUAAGGGGUGUGCCAAGGCAGCAUUGAGGGGAAAGUUGCUUCUAUGAUCAUUAGGAACAGUGUGGUGCAUGUCUACUCAGAAGUAAGUCCUGCUGAGUUCAGUUUAAAUUACUCCCGGGGAAGUGUGUGUAGGAUGGAUGGCUGGUUUGACAGACUUGGCUUCAUCCCGUUGAGUCAUCAGAAUCAAGAGCCCUCUUUCCUCCAGCACUGCAUGUGAGUGUUGGAAGGCUAGAUUUGCACACAGAUGCAGCCACCCUCAGGAUGCGUUCCCAACCUGUAAUACCAGUCGACAACAGGAGGCCCUUGACUCCCAGCCCCUCUGCAAAAGUUCUUCUGUAGUGUGGGAACAAAUGUGUGGGUUUGGGGGAGGUGGGUUUGUGAGGCUGGGGGCAUUGCUAAGGAAGGGGUGAAAAGAAGAGAGGUGUGUGAGGGCUAUUCCUUCAAGGAAAGAGCCAGGUGUGGGUGGGUGUCCUGCCUACAGCUGCUGCAGGUGGAAACAUGAUUCACCCAGUAUGAUGUGCAGGGACAUGCCAUUGAGAAUGAGGAGGGUGUUUUUAUGAAUGGGAAUGAGAUGCAGGCGUGGGAAUCAUGUCCCUCCUCAAGCACAGGUGAUGCAGCCCAGAGGCUGGAGGGGGUGGGAGAUUGCUUUAAAUAAUGCACCCUCCUCUUCGCUGCCUUCACCUCCUCAGAACAACGUUUUGUAGGAAUAAAAUAAGCCUGUCUGGUACUCUUUUUAAAAAUCGUUUUCCUGGCUAAAAACCAAGCAAAACUUUAAAGAGUGUUGAUUCUUGGUUUAACAUGGCUGCUGGUUCUAAACAAGAACCCAUAGAAAUGUAAGAAUUGCUUAUGGAGUGGGGAGUGGGGAACUGCAGUGUAAGGGUCUGUUAAUGGGCAGUUGUGCACCCUGUCAAAUGUUGCCCAUAAAGACCUUGACGCACAAAUCAGGACAUAUCUGACUCAGGGCUAUUUCAUCAGAAUAUGUGAAUUGGGAUUUCUUUAGUUGGAUGGUAGCUAGCCAGCUAAGUCCAUCCACCUCAAACAGAGCCCUUAGGAUAUUUUUAGCCCUGGCCCUUCUGCAGUUAUAAAUUUAAGCACUGAAAGGUGCAGAUACCAGGCACAUGGCAAAGCAUGCAGAGGAUGGGUGAAAUUACAAAUACUUUCACCCAUGUGCAUGUAUAUAGUAAGCCACUAUGGUUUACCCUCCUGUGCAGGUAAGAACCUAAGCAAACUGAAGGGAGUGGUGGGUUUUGUUUUGUUUUUUUGGUAAUGUCAAAUCACAGUGCAAGCCUGUGCACAUCUAUUCAACAGCAAGUUGAGCUGAAUAAGACUUACUCCCAGAUAAGUGUGUGUAGGUUUGACGCCUGUGAAGCAUAUGUGUGCUUGCACUGCUUGUUGUAACAAUGAAGUAUUGCAUGUGUGUGCACACACAACCUCUGUGUGCAAGUGCCAGUAGAUGUGGAUGUGUGUAAGUUGCCUGGCUGCAAGGUAUUUCUUGAGUUGUAAUUUUGAAAUCUGCAUUGACACAGGUCUAUGGCCUGUGUCCACGCACUCCAAGCCAGUGACGUGUGCAUUUAGGCUGGUGCCUAUGCUUGUUCGUUUUGUUUUGUUUUGUGUGAAUGGAGCUGGAGUGCUGCUCUCCUCCAGCAAUAGCAUGGAACCACUGGAACACUUGUGUGCAUGUUCUGUGAUGCCAUGCAGAACCUCACUGGCUCUCUGUUCCCUGUGUCUGGUUUUCUUGUACUUGCUUAUAUCUCUCUCUUCUCUUGAGCCCUUGGCUGCUUUCAAGAGGAGACAGCUACAUGGUGCUUAAGUGUAUUCUUCUGCCUCUGGAGAGUGGGGGCCAUCCCACCUCUGCUUCAAGCACUUAUCACAAGCUACUGCAAGCAAAUGAAGGGCAAAGAGAGCAGAAAAAUUUUAUCAUCCCCGCCCCCCCCAAGAGAGUUUUGGGUGGCAAUGUUUCGUAGGAUUAUUGCCUUUACUGUGAGCGUUCUUCCCACUGUUCAGAGGUUUUGCAGGAUUUUGUAGAACUUCAAAAACCUUGUUUAAUUGGAGACAACACUGGGGCAAAAGAAUGGCAUGUUUGUGUGUUUGUGUACAACAUGCACACACAAAAUGGCUCUACCCUACUACUUUCAUUUCUCUUAAGAACUAUUGUUUGUCCUCACUUCUGGAAACAGUCAAUCCACUCCCUGCUCCCACAUCCAAAUGCAUCAAGCCCAUGCUUAGUGGCCACCCCUCCCCGUUCCCCCAUCACUUCAUGACACCGCUGUAAGUAGUGACAGUUUCAGGAUAGGCUGUAGCUGGGCAUUUUAGCACUGGGUGAGGCCUUGGAGAUCUUUCAAUAGACUUUUCAGCACCCUCACUAAAUUGCAAUUGCAAGGAUUCUGUGGAGGAAUCAAUGACCUUUAAAAAUAUAUGAAGCUGGCAAUACAUUUUGUUGUACAAAGUGAAUCUAGUGUAGGAAAACACUGGGUCAGUCAUUGGAAGGAUUCUAGAGGCAGAAGUGAACUGUUGCAAUCUCUCUCUCUCUCUCUCUCUCUCUCUCUCUCUCUCUCUCUCUCUCUCACACACACACACACACACACACACACACACACACACACCAAAGGGUACGGUCUUGACUAUUCAAUCCUACUAUCCUUUCCCGAACAGAAUCUUGUCUGUGGAAACACUAACGGGGGGGGGGGGGGUGUUUUUUAAACAUUAUUCUCCCUUUUAAUGGAGAUUUGUAUGUAUUAAACUACUUGCUUCUA